CUCCCUCAAGACAUAUCGCGCAUCCACCUCCUUUCAUUGAUUUACUGAUCGCUUCACCAUCUUCUUUGGUGUCUUUUCUUUCUUUGGUGCCUUCAAGGCUCUGUCCGAACUCUGCAGGCAGAGUCAGGCUACAUGCAACCAUGUAACCACCACUUUGCCCGAGUCCGCUCCCUCCUCGCAAGCACCGGUACUGAGCCAUACCUGCUACAACGUUUCCGAUUGACUGCGCCGCGGCCGCCGCCACCAACAUGUCCCCUCUCGACAAGCUCUACCUCGUUGCGUGCUGGUCCUACAUCAUCAGCUUCCACAUCACCUACACAUUGCUCGCGCUCAAUCUCGACGAGCGGCGCACGGUACUCGUCCUCGAGGCGGUGGACUGAUCGACAAAGAGGGGACCAGUUUGCCCGCGCGGCGAAAGUGCAGGGCCUCAAGAGUCGAGCGGCGUUCAAACUACUUCAGAUCAAUGAUCGGUAUAGACUGUUCAAGCCCGGGAUGACCGUGGUGGAUCUGGGAUUUGCCCCGGGGAGUUGGAGUCAGGUUGCGAUCGACCUCACCAGACCAAGGGGACGUGUCUUGGGUGUAGACCUCAUACCCGUACAGCCACCGAAAGGCGUCUCUACGAUCCAAGGCGACUUUCUUUCACCGUACGUGCAAGGAGAGAUCAAGUCAUUCCUCAAAGACCCUGACCGCGGACGUCUACGCCGUCCGCCUCUCAUAUUCGACACGCCAGACGGCCCUCUCGAUCAUCAAACUGCAGUUCUCGAUGACGCCGAAAAGGGCUAUCUCGAGAGAGAAAGCCAGAUUGCUGCCGCGGCUGCGGCCGAGGAGGCGGAGGCUCAGGAACAGGAACAAGAAGAGCAACACCGGGACAAAUGUGUUGAUGUGGUGUUGAGCGACAUGUUGAUGAAUACAAGUGGGAAUGCAUUCCGAGAUCACGCUGGUAGUAUGGACCUCUGUAGAGCCGCGUUACAGUUCAGUUACGAAACGCUCAAGGUCGGCGGACACUUUGUCUGCAAGUUCUACCAGGGUGCCGAGGACAAGGCUCUCGAAAAGAGCCUCAAGGCCAUGUUCCACAAGGUUCAUCGCGAGAAGCCCGAGAGCUCGAGAAGUCAAUCCAAAGAGGCCUACUUUGUUGGUGUCAAGAGGCUCGCCAAGGUCGAUAGGGACGCUGUGUUUGCAGGUCCUUAGGAAGGAUCAAUCAAAGAUAGGAGAUCAUUGCCGGCAGGCUGCUGCCGGCGUAAUGAACGUAGAUUCAUCACCAAAUAUACCCAAUACCAAAAAGCCAUGUCGAGACAUA
This is a messenger RNA of Exophiala oligosperma, 1297 nucleotides long. RefSeq lists its product as uncharacterized. Gene Ontology annotation, biological process: RNA methylation. The record is from RefSeq and is a predicted model, not a curated record. Gene Ontology annotation, cellular component: mitochondrion. The transcript has 4 exons. Lineage: Eukaryota; Fungi; Ascomycota; Eurotiomycetes; Chaetothyriales; Herpotrichiellaceae. Gene Ontology annotation, molecular function: rRNA (uridine-2'-O-ribose)-methyltransferase activity. The coding region runs from base 133 to 1188 and encodes 351 amino acids.